AAAAAGAGAAACCAAACUCCUCCACUGACGCUUUCUUUCUUCUUCUUCUCCUCCUUUUUCCGAGAAAAUUCAGAACCAAUAUUUUCCCGAGAAAAUUAAAAUUUGAUGAAGUGGUGAUGAAGAAGGGAUCGACGAGCUUGUGAGUGUGAAUUAAGCGCAGUCCAAGGACGAUGGUGAGGUCGAUCCCCAAUGGAACCAAACCAGAACAUCUCGUUGCUGACGACGACGAUCGAUCCAGAAGAUUUGAGAGUGAUUGAGUGGGAGGAUUUCGAGAGCGAGCUUGCGAGGUUGUCGAGUCUCUCUUCUGCGCUCAAUGAAGCCAAGGAGAAGAAGCGUCGUCUUCAUCAGAAGCUCCAUGACCUCAUCCAGCGGGUGAUGAUCUUUUGAGCAGGUCAAUGCUGAAUCAUUGGGCCGUGUAAAUGAACUUGAAGAAAUGCGGCAGAAAUUGGAAUCAAAGAAAUUGAUGGUGGAGAAUAUGUCUGUGCGAUCUAGGCUGGCAAAGGAGGAUGCUUGCAGGCAAGAAGAGCAGCUUGGUGGUGCAGUCCAAUCGCUGUUGGUGGCAGGAGGUGCUCUUUCCGUGGCUAGCAGAAAUCUUCAGGAGUCAAGUCGGGCACUGUCUGAAGAAAAAGGCUAUGUUUGUCUAAGAAAUUCACAGAAGAUGCUAAAAAUGAGGCAACAACAUAUGGCAUCUCAAAUUUCAAUGCUAUAUCCUGUGAAGAUCACUGUUGGACCAGCACAAGAGCAAGUUGAGCUUGAAGCAUAUCCUUCAGGUAGCCUAUCAGGAACUCCUGCUGGACUUAAACCAGUUAAUCAAGGAUCGUUGACAAUUCAGGGCCUGCAUUUGACAAUGCUAUCUUUUAAGAUGAGCUUUUUCACCGAUAAGAAAGAAAUUCAAAGGUCUGCUACUGCCCUAGGAUAUGUUGCACAUGCUGUUUCACUUGUAGCCUCAUACUUGCGAGUACCUUUGCGUUAUCCGUUACGAUUGGGGGGUUCUCAUUCAUAUAUCAUUGACAAUGCUCCUUCCAUAGAGCCAACGUCAUCUGAAUCUACAUCAAAUGCAAUGACUUCUGCAAACACCAAGCAUGUGGAAUUCCCCCUUUUUUUAGAAGGUCAAGAAACAACAAGAGCGGCUUAUGCUGUAUUCUUGUUAAAUAAGGAUUUAGAGCAGCUUUUGAAUUUCAUUGGUGCAAAGAGUUUGGGACCACGCCAUAUAUUGGCUAAUUUGAGGGAGCUUUUUAGGACUAUCCAGUCUAAAGCUUUCAUAGAGAACUUGAUCUAGUCUCUAUUUUUUGCCAUAAUGAAAGUUUUCUGUAAAUUGAUUUUUGUAAUUCUUACAUGGGUGCAAAUUUUUUGGUGUGCACCUUCCCAUGUAGCAUUAUUAUCAAAUUGAAACGAACUUUCUACCAUGGAUUUGGAAUUCUUUUCAAUUUA
This is a messenger RNA of Arachis stenosperma, 1431 nucleotides long. Its product is annotated as vacuolar protein sorting 38. Gene Ontology annotation, cellular component: lytic vacuole; endosome. Gene Ontology annotation, molecular function: SNARE binding. Lineage: Eukaryota; Viridiplantae; Streptophyta; Magnoliopsida; Fabales; Fabaceae. The transcript has 6 exons. The record is from RefSeq and is a predicted model, not a curated record. The coding region runs from base 434 to 1279 and encodes 281 amino acids. Gene Ontology annotation, biological process: SNARE complex assembly.